UUUAGCAUUAUUGGCGGUGGUGCAAAAUGUCUGUUGGAGGAAGAGGUAGCUCGUCACGUGGGAGCAUACUAAAGAGGGGUCAUGCGCCGUUACCGAAUCUUUCUAUUGCGGGAAAACGCGAAACAAAGUGUGAAUCAACCGGAACGAAGGGAACUCGUCGAGGAGGAAGGCGUGAUCGAGGAGGACGUGGAAGGUGUGGACGUGAUCGAGGUCGAGAAACAGGAAGACAGCUGUUGAUAGAGCAACAGGGGAUAUUUUCUUCGGGUUUAAAUGACGACGGGCGACAUAACAGAAUAAAAAGUAGCAUAUCGAGCGAAUUGCGCACAACAAAUUUUGGACGAGUGAAAAAAGUAGAUCCAGAACAUGUGACGAAGGAGAGAGAUAUAAACUCCAUAACGUAUGAAUCAGAAUGGUUGUCUGAUGAAGAGGCUGAUAAUGAGGAACUGCAAGAUUUGCUACGGGAUGGGUUCUUGUCAGACUUGAAACCGGGAAAAGUUGUCCCACUAGUCUUACCAGAAACAGAGCAAGAACAGUUCCAGAAAUUAGUUAAGGAAGAGAAAAACGUGAAUGGUUGUGAAUUUAUGGAUACGAGUCCUCUGCUACCGACAAAGAGAAGAAGGAAGGACAACCAGCACGUUAAAUCGGAAUAUGAAUUUGAAGAAGACGUCAAGAAAUUACAGUUAAAGGAGGAGCCGGAUACAGUUAACACAGUGUUGAAUCCAACCGCAACAAGCAGUCUUAGGGCAGCUACUAUCAUGCGGGAAAUUCAGAAAGAUGAAGAUGAUUCAAUUUUGAUGUUGCAAUUGCCAAGUACUUUGUCCGCUGUCAAAAACUCAGCUGGUCAAGAGGACAGAGCAGAGGGAUCCAAGUCCGAAGAGAACACAUGUCCAACAGUAAAACACUGUCUUGAUGGUUUUGCAAAUGGUAGCAAAGUUGGAAAACUACGAAUACGAAAAGGAGGUCGCAUGGAACUGUCGUUUUGUGGGAUGCCUUUGGAUGUAACUUGUGGUGUUGCUACAAGAUAUAAUGAGUCAGUAUUACUAAUCGAUUCUGAGAGUCAAACAACAGCUUCGACGAUCAAGAGUGAAUGUGGCGAUGAACAGCCACCAUGCAGAGGUUAUAUUCUAGGUAAAAUUGUAGAUUCUUUCAUUUGUUCGCAUAAUCUUCCGGAGGCUCUUGAUAGUAAACGAGAAGAGCAGCAACGAGAUAAACGAAAAUCUUAUGAGAAUAACCAAGGAGAUAAAAGAGAAGAUUUGGAAAUGAAAGACUUACUUCUCGAAUUACGUUCAAUUGAAAAAAAAGAAGAAUCCUGGUCAAAAUGGACUUUAGAAUAUUCGGAUUCUUUGAAAUACGAUGACUCAUAGUAUUUGUUACAUUAGAAUUUCUAUAUUUCCUGGUAUUUGGUUAUUAAUACGCCUGGGAAACAUCUAUGACAUUUCGAGAUGUGCCUUGUCUUUUCAUCUGCUUUUAGACACCUUUAAAUAAGUUCACUUAUAUCUGAAAGUAUUUCCCGGUUCUUUCUGGUUCUCCUAUAUUUUUAUUGUUUUCAGAUGUACACUUUUAAGA
Loa loa (African eye worm) is the source of this 1566-nucleotide messenger RNA. RefSeq lists its product as hypothetical. The coding region runs from base 27 to 1364 and encodes 445 amino acids. Lineage: Eukaryota; Metazoa; Nematoda; Chromadorea; Rhabditida; Onchocercidae. Gene Ontology annotation, cellular component: RNA polymerase III complex. The transcript has 8 exons. The record is from RefSeq and is a predicted model, not a curated record. Gene Ontology annotation, molecular function: DNA binding. Gene Ontology annotation, biological process: transcription by RNA polymerase III.